GGCGUUUCUAACAGAGCGCAUUUGUGAACGAUUGGCUGUCUGGUGUCUACGUUCGCGCUGAUUGGCUGUAGGCGUGGUGCCAGAAUCUUACUGGUCGCGUCGGCGCAGUAAUCAUUCGCUUAGUCUCCGGCUCCCUGAAUUGAAGGGUUGAUGUCCGCGCACAGGCAUGUGGAGGGAGGUGGGGGAUACUAUGGAGGUGCAGGUGCCGAUGUGCUGGCCAGGCAGCGGGGGGAAGGUGAGGCAGCCUGGAGGACUGGAUAUUUCCCACAGGAGGCGGAGAGAAGCUGGGCCGGAGGAGGGACAGGGGGUGGAGCCCCGGGAGCUCAGAACUCAACAUAUUCCAGCUACAGUCCAAACAACUGGUCCUGUUCUGGCCAUCCACAGCAUCCAUAUCCCGCUAACUACCCUGCUGGAGAUCAGGUGCAGAGGAUGGAAUCUUAUACAAAUGGCUCCUAUGGAUCUCCUUAUGCCCCAAACUCUAUGAAUCCCACUUAUGCUUGUGUCCCUCAGCCAAAUCAGUACUACCCACCUCCUCCACAAGCCCCUUAUUCAGUCGAUCCCUACAAGCAAUCCGUGGGGAACCCUCAAGCACAACCUCAGUGGGGUUACCCUCCUCAGCACGGCUAUCAAGGUGUCUCCCAGAAUCCGCAGGGAUACUCACCAUAUGCCCCUCAUCAGCAGGAGACGGUGCCUCCCUACCAGUACCAAGAAGCAGCCUCUGGCCUCCACCAAGCAGCAAUGCCUCAGCACAGCCCCCAAGGUGAAGGCUGGGUUUAUGGUGUCCCUAACCCUUACCACUGGCCCACUGCUCCUCCAGUUCACCACAAUCCAGCUAACACUCAUUAUGUCUCCGGGGGCAGAGCAGGAUGGCCUGGAGCAGACAUACCAAAUGCUUCGUAUGAUCUAAAGGAUCCAUCGCAGGCCCCUAAUUACAACAGACAAAGACCUCCUUAUCAGUCCUACCACCCUGAGACACCCCAAACCGUUGCACCGUCUGAACCCAAGCCCAAUCCCCCAACUCCAUAUUACAGCGGCUCCCCCCAAAUGUACAACAGGAAGGAACCUCCAAGCCAAGAACCUGCCAGCAGAGCCAAAGAAGUUGAUCCUGAUCCCAUGCACAAUCACCCGGCCAUUGCUAAAAUUAACCAGGUUUUAGAGAAGGUGGUGGAUCUGGAGAGAGAGGUGGAUGAAUUUGUGGGGCGGAAAACCGACAUGAGUUACCGCUAUUUGGAAGAGCUGCUGACCAAGCAGUUAUUGGAAUUAGAUUCUGUAGAGACUGGAGGGCAGGAAAACAUCCGUCAGGCCAGGAAAGAAGCUGUGAACAAACUGCAGUCCAUCCUAGAAAGACUGGAGAGAAAGGGGUUUUAAUUGGACAAAAACCCUGCAAGGUCCCUUGGGAUAGACUGAAACAUAUGUGGGACUGUUUGGGACGCCCAGACAUGAUAGAAAUAUCUGGAUUUUAAUGACACCACCAGCAGCCAUUAGACUGAACUGUGUCCAUCUGGGAAAAGCAUGUACAGAAAGCACUAGGCUUGUCCCGAUAUCACAGAUAAUCCUAAUGGCAGAAGCAGGAUUUGUAUUUGUAAUAAUGUGGGGGAAAGGCAAACAACGUAAACUGCUCACCUAGGCAUUCAUUGUUAUUAUUAUUAUUAUGACAAUUUAAAAUGGCUUUCGUUAUACCAGAAACUUGAAGAACACAUCCCUGGAAAGACUUGAUUGAAAAGGGUCGGUUAUGUUAAAGGUACACUGCCAUCAUUCCUCUAGAAAGGAGCUGCCUCUGCUUCAUCCCUGCUCUGCUUCAUGGACCAGAAUGUAUGGGUAUGUUUUAUAUAUAUAUAUAUAUAUAUAGUUAAACCGCACACACUUUUUUUUCUUUAAUAUACGAAAAGUGGUUUAUUUAACGUUUCAGCCCUUCAGUCUUCUUUUUCCUGAAGACGGGCCGAGUUGAAGGGCUGAAACGUUGAAUAAACCACUUUUCAUAUAUUAAAGUGUGUGCAGUUUAAUUUUGGAAGGUACUGUAUCACAAUUCUCCCCUAUUCAGAAACAGCAUGUCGGUAGAACAAAAUACAUGCUGCCGUUAACUCGUGGAAAAUUCAUCUACUAAAUUAUGCAGCAGGGCAGCCCUGACCCUUAUCUGUUGCUGGGUGUAUUACUUCUAGUGAAUUUCUUGUGCACACAAUAAGGCCUAUGGCAUAUGUAACGUUUCUCCACCACCUUUUAACAACCAGAGAAAGGCCGGAUGCCUCUAUGCCACCUAUCACUUAAAUGAAUGUAAACUGGCCAUAGCUUUUUGGGACAAGGUUUCAACCCAAAAGCACAUUUGCAUGUUCUGCUGCUGGAACCGGCUAUUCAUGACAUUUGCCAGAGGAGAAAUGUUAAAUGUGUCACAUCUUUUAGGGCUGUUGGGAUUCUCAGCUGGCUGAAAAGUGGCAAAAACCACCCCGGUUUUCAUUAAUUUUAAAUGAAAGAAAAGGCAUCCCUGCGAAUUUAGAUAUGACAGAAUCCCUCAAAAUAACCUAUUGAGUAAUAUGUGCUCGCUGAUAAUCCUGAGCACCCCCACCACUGGUGCUGGAGAAAUGAAAACGGUCGCUGGUUACUUUCUGUGUUGAGGAGCCAAUGAGAAAGAAGUAUAUAUGGUAAUUACAUUGACGUCACGCUUAGGUGAAAUGUAUACUCAUUUCAAUUGGCUCCCCAAUGCAUAAGAGCAGCCACUGCUGGACUAUCAGGGGUGCGCUGGUCUGGGCUUCGAGAUGCCAUAUCUUUUGAUAGGUAUGUUAUAAUGUAGUUUUUAAUGAAUUCUCCAUAACUUUACUGAGACUUCUUCUCAUCAUUUAAAUGGGAAAUGCCUGAAAUAGCCAGUGCAGAUACUUUUUAGCCCGAAAACAAUUUUAGGGUUGAAAAGCACCUCUACCAGAGAUUUCAGGCAGUUCAAGAGAAUGAGAACCAAAGGAGGUGCUACUGAGAAUCACUUACGUGUGCCAUAAGCCUUACUACCUGGGAUCAUGUUUAUCUGUCAAACAGAGUUUAAACUAGUGAGGAUCAAGCUGUAUCUGCUGGGUACAGAUCUACAGAGGAGGCUUAGGCACCUGCCUUGUACACAGCCAGUUAGAUGUCUAAAUCAUUGUUGGGUCCAUAGCCUUCAGCCCAGGCACAGCUGGUAGCAUCUUCCCAGGGACUAUCGAGUAUUCCUUGCAGCCAUAUUGUAAAGAGAGCGUCUUGGAUUAUGUUCUAUCAUGUGCCUACUUGUUGUGCAUUGAUUAAGUAAAGCCACCUAUCAGACCCUUGUGUAAAAAAAAAAAGAAGCUAUUUAUAAGAGAUGAUGGGGCACAGCUAUCUUCUUUAGGACUCCCUCCUGCCCAAAGACUUCUAUCGCCAGCCUUGUGUUAGGGAAAUCUUAUUUAUAUUGUAUAGCGUGUGCAGAAUGGAGGCCAGUACGGGAACCUAGAGAUUUGGGGUUAUCUUGUAAAGAAAAAAAAAUGACAAUCUUAAAUGUUGUUAUAAUGAUCUUAAUUAGUUACAAAGAGAAAACUCAGGAAAAUGGUGUUGUCACAUGAUUCAAGUUGUCCGACCUUAUUGCAAAGUAUAGCGUAACGUAUGACAAAAGUAUACAAAUCACUGUUGCCCUAUCCUACAAAUCCUUUGAAGCUCACUAAGCGUUGUGCUGUUUUGGGCUAAAGGUCGUUAGCUUGCACUGGGGGAAAUUUAGAUUAUCCUGUAAAAAAUGUAAAAAGACAUAAACCUGUUACAUUUGCUAAAUAAAGCCAUAUUUGAAUGAA
Messenger RNA from Xenopus laevis (African clawed frog), 3776 nucleotides. RefSeq names its product BAG cochaperone 4 L homeolog (gene bag4.L). Gene Ontology annotation, biological process: protein stabilization. Gene Ontology annotation, cellular component: cytoplasm; membrane; cytosol. The transcript has 5 exons. Gene Ontology annotation, molecular function: adenyl-nucleotide exchange factor activity; protein-folding chaperone binding. Bases 151 to 1368 code for a protein of 405 amino acids. Lineage: Eukaryota; Metazoa; Chordata; Amphibia; Anura; Pipidae. The record is from RefSeq and is a predicted model, not a curated record.